AUGUCUGAUCCAUAUGGAAAAACCGAUGAUUCCGCCGAUACGGCACAACUCACGAGCUCUCAACCGCCAAAGACACGACUUAGUCUCAAGAAGAUACCGCCAUAUUGGUACCCGCAUACGACUAUGGCGAAGGGUCGUUGGCUAGGACGAGAGAUUUUGGAGGUCGUGUCUACAGAGUUCCGUGACCGGUCAAUGGAGUAUUAUCGAUAUGCCCUUGACUCUGGAGUGACCACAAUUAAUGGCAAGGUGGCGAAGCCGGGCACCAUUAUUCAGAACGGAGACCGCAUCGAGAAUGUGGUGCAUAGACACGAGCCCCCGGUAACGUCAACACCGGUCCGCAUUGUACAUCAUGACCAGGAACGUCAAUUUAUAGUACUUGAUAAACCAGGAUCAAUCCCUGUCCACGCCACCGGCCGCUACUUCCGCAAUAGUCUGGUCGAGAUUCUCAAGAAUGACUUCGGCCUUGAGAAAGUCCACACCAUCAACAGAUUGGACCGGCUGACCUCGGGGCUUAUGAUUAUCCCACUAUCUGCAUCGUUGGCGAAUACUUUGUCUCAGGAAUUUGCCACUGGUCUCGUUAGAAAGCAGUACGUUGCUCGGUGCAAGGGUAAAUUUCCCACUGAGGAGAUCAUAUGCGAAGAGCCUUUGCUUACAGUCGACAGACAAAUGGGUCUGAAUAUCGUUCAUCCCGAGGGCAAGCCAGCUAAAACAACAUUCAAGCGGUUGCACUACGAUGUGAACACAAAUACGAGUGUAGUACAUUGUCGGCCGUUCACGGGCCGCUCUCAUCAGAUCCGCGUACAUUUGCAAUUCCUCGGCUACCCUAUCGCGAACGAUCCCGUUUACUCAAAGACAAAAAUAUGGGGAGAAAAACUUGGCAAAGGUGGUUUAGAUUUGACUCCAAGUGACGAACGCUCGGCGCCCGCGCCGCCAGAACAAUUUAACUUGCAGGGGGCCGACAAUCCGGAAUCGCUUUCGCGAAGACAGCCAUCCAGGACUCCGGAACUAAACGCUGAACCAACGGAACCCAAGGAACUGCCUGGUAAGACGUCGAAUAACCAGGACGGUCAAGAGGAGGAGACGUCCGCAGGCCGUCCUAAAUUGUUACCGCGGGAAACGGGACACGAUAUUGGAUUGGGUUCACCAGUACCGCUAUCCGCUGAAAUGGUGGGCGUUAUCACCCGGUUGAGGAACAUGAAGGAUGAAAACGAAGAUUGGAGUCGUUGGCGCGACGUUGUUUUCCGAGCUAAAGGCGCACUAUCUCCUUAUGGCGUGAAAGUGCCUCUUCCUCCACAGAACAGACGCAAACGAGGAGGCCCUGUACACCGCUCCGUCACUCAUGAAAAGGAUGAUGGCGCGAAUGGCGCUGCCAAUACAGAGCCAGAGCCAACACAGUUGACUUUGGAGGAAGCGCUUGAAAAAGCGCAGGAGUUCGAAUCGCUGCAGACGGCUGAAUCCCCCACUGAGACUCCCGUUCUACUCACUCCAUCGGAAUUCCCCGUCCCUGCUCCGAUCAUGGAUGAAUCAUCCCAUACGUUGACUGCCGCCGAGGUUGCUUCGUACUGUCCAGAGUGCUAUCUUCCCUUGCAUCCUGAUCCAAAACCGGAGCGCCUAUAUAUCUUCCUGCAUGCAUUAAGGUAUACCACCAGCCUGGGGACGUUCGAAACCGAAAUGCCCGAAUGGGCUUCGGAGGGAUUCACUUGGUAG
This is a messenger RNA of Laetiporus sulphureus 93-53, 1707 nucleotides long. RefSeq names its product pseudouridine synthase. Gene Ontology annotation, molecular function: RNA binding; pseudouridine synthase activity. Gene Ontology annotation, biological process: pseudouridine synthesis. The record is from RefSeq and is a predicted model, not a curated record. The transcript is spliced from 11 exons. The coding region runs from base 1 to 1707 and encodes 568 amino acids. Lineage: Eukaryota; Fungi; Basidiomycota; Agaricomycetes; Polyporales; Laetiporaceae.